Molecule: messenger RNA, 387 nt
Organism: Rotaria sp. Silwood2
Lineage: Eukaryota; Metazoa; Rotifera; Eurotatoria; Philodinida; Philodinidae
Source: the annotation of a GenBank genome assembly
CGGCGACUUCCGGUGUUUUCCUGCAGGAUACGGUGAAUUUUCCCGCAUUUUCCUGCCGGUUCCUGCAGGAUCUGUUGUCCGGAAUCAUUGACCUGGGAUCAUAUCUUCUUUCGACGGAUAAUCAAGGUCUCAAUACAAAUGGAUCACAAUUUUUUAUGUAAGAAUAAAAAUUCAUUUAGAAAAAGGAAAUUCUUUGCUAUUUUUGGUACAACAUCUGAAGCAUCACAUCUUGAUGGUAAACAUGUCGUUUUUGGUCAUGUUAUAUCUGGUCAAUCGGUAGUCGAUACUAUUCAGAAUAUAUCAGUUGAUUCAAAUAGGCGACCAUUACAAGAUAUUGUUAUAGCUCAUUGUGGACAACUUAUUCUUGAUUCAAGUAAAAUUUGUUAA